GUGCUGCCUGCCGGUGCCGGGGACUGGUGGUGAGAAUCCGCUGCAGCGCGUCAGGGGGACCGGACCGUGAACCCGGAGACGGUACACACUGAGGCGAAACGAGACCCAGCAUGGAGCGAAUGUCUGAUGAUACACUGAGGCUCAACCUGUUAAAACGAGGUCUGGAGACAUCCACCGAGAGGGAGGAGGCUCUGUCCAAACGUCUAAAGAUGGAGGGUCAUGAAGCCAUGGAGCGCCUGAAGAUGCUGGCCCUUCUUAAACGCAAGGACUUGGCUGAUCUGGCUGCCCUAGAGGUGCCAGGGACACUUGGGGAUGGGAAGGGCCCCAGUGCCAGCUCCAUCCACCACCAGAGCUUAAUGGGAGCCGCGUAUGAGGAGAAGCUGAACGGAAGCUUGAGGCUCGGCAGUCACAGUGUUCAUGUUGGUCAAAGUAAGAAUGGGAAGGAAAACAUCAUGGAUGAACCAGUGGAUAUGAGCGCCGGAAGAAGAAGAAUGAAGGAAGUCAAACUGCUUAAUAAUCUGUUAAUUCACAUCAACGGGCUUUUAACAGUUGUUUUUCACCACUUAAAUAUCCGUCUGAUUCAGUCAAGAGUCGUCAUUUUGCUCAAGUUUUCCAUCUUUAACUGUGUGAAGUGGGUCAGUUAUAUGCAUCGCUGUUUGUCUUUCUUCCAGGGAAAAACAGGAGAGGAGCGACAGCAGAUGAUAAAAGCUCUGAGGGAAGAGCUGCGUCUGGAAGAAGCUCGUCUCGUCCUGCUCAAGAAGCUGAGACAGAGCCAGAUGCAGAAGGAGAAUUUAGUGCAAAAGGUUCCAGUGGUCCAGAGCUCUUCAUCCUCUGCUCAGCCUGCUCCCCUACACGGCUCUGCAGGGUUAGGGAAGCUGCCUGUGAGGCCGGGCCUGCACAACAAUGAGCCUCAGAAUCUCAGAACUGCACAGGGUCAUACGGUCAUUCGUUCAGCCAAUACCAGCCUGCCUCCGAUGCUCAUGUCCCAGCGGGUCAUAGCCCCCAAUCCGUCCCAGUUGCAGGGCCAGAGGAUCUCCUCCAAACCUGGGAUGCCCCGAUCCAGCUCAUCCAGCAUGGCCAACGCCGUAAACUAUCAGCAGGUGACUACAUUGAUUCAAAAUGGCAGCCUUUCUUUGCAGUUAACUUUACAGGUUCCUCCCAGAAAUGCAGAUGUCUUGGAAAAGUUCAAUCAUUCUGGUCAUACGGUCAUUCGUUCAGCCAAUACCAGCCUGCCUCCGAUGCUCAUGUCCCAGCGGGUCAUAGCCCCCAAUCCGUCCCAGUUGCAGGGCCAGAGGAUCUCCUCCAAACCUGGGAUGCCCCGAUCCAGCUCAUCCAGCAUGGCCAACGCCGUAAACUAUCAGCAGGCCAGCCAGCAGGUAGCAGCUUCCCAGCGCUCCAGCUCCAGCGCCAUGUACAUGAACCUGGCCCACAUGCAGGCGGCAGCAGCAGUAGGGGCAAGCGCCGUGGCCGGCGGCCUCGCUGGCGCCUCGGCCGUCAGCCCGUCCACCAUGUCUGGCUCCGCCAGCGGAGCAGUGAGCUCCAUGGCUGACCAGGCCAGCAGCCAGGCAGCCGCCAAGCUGGCUCUACGGAAGCAGCUGGAAAAGACACUGCUGGAAAUUCCUCCACCUAAACCCCCGGCGCCGCUGCUCCAUUUCCUGCCCUCAGCUGCAAACAGCGAGUUCAUCUACAUGGUGGGUUUGGAGGAAGUGGUGCAGAGCGUCUUGGACAGUCAGGGUAAAUUCCGAGGGUCUUUGGCCCGUUUGGAGCCCUUCUUCUGUGCCCAGUGCAGAACAGACUUCACACCCCACUGGAAGCAAGAGAAGAGCGGCAGAAUCCUCUGCGAGCAAUGCAUGACGUCCAAUCAGAAGAAGGCUCUGAAGGCAGAGCAUACCAACAGACUGAAGAAUGCGUUCGUGAAGGCUCUCCAGCAGGAGCAGGAGAUCGAACAGAGGCUGCAGCAGCAGGCCGCUCUCUCUCCCAGCUCUGCUUCUACUGGUCCCAACGUCUCCAAGACGGACACCAUGAUCCGACAGCACGCCCUGCGUCAGGCUCAGCAGCCGCAGGCCUCUCUGCAGCGAGGUCUGUCCAACUCUGCAAGAGGCGUCCUUUCCAACUUCGCCCAGGCCUCCCAGCUGUCGGUGGCCAGCAGCCUGAUGGGGAUGAGCGGCGCCAAGCACUGUGGCAGCGGCGGCGGCGGCAGCAACAGACUGCAGCACGACAGCCGUCGUCAGAUUUACAAUAUCCCAGGGUUAAAUAUUGCCUACCUGAAUCCUGCAGCGGUUGGAGCCCAUAAGACUUCCACCUUAGCGGACCGGCAAAGAGAGUACCUGUUGGACAUGAUCCCGCCUCGCUCCAUAUCGCAGUCCAUCACCGGGCAGAAAUGAGCCCCGCUAACCUCUCCUGUGUGUCAGAGGCCAGUGUCGUUUGAUAACCCCCCCCCCCACCAGGCGCUCCCAGAUCAGCUGAGAUUUCCCCCCCACCGUUCCAUCGCAUGCAGUGCCUGUCCGUGUGCCUAUCUCAGACCAACCCGUGAGAGUCGACCAGAAACACAAGCCGUCAGCGCAUCGCAGUUGUUUUUAUUAUAGCAGCAUCCCCCCCCCCCCCCCCCCGUCCCUUUAGAAUCACCGCUUUUAGCGCUUCUACUGCAUCGGCCACUUAAGCUCAAGUUGGUUUCCGUUCUGCUAUCAUUGGUAUUUGGCACGUAUGUUUCUCUCUCUGCCGUCUGAUCUUUGCUUUAAGAGACUAUCAGUAACAAGACUUUUAUUUUUCUCCACUAAAGCUAUUAUGACUAUUGUUCAAAACAGAAGAUCAACAGGGUUCACUCUGGUUGCUAUGCAACAUCAAGUUUAUUUACUCUCAAGUUUUUAAACGUGAUUAGUUUGCUGACUCCGGUUUUAAAAAAGGAGUUAAAGAUUCUGUUAGAACGAAUUUCAGGCUGCGCUGGUUCUGGAGCAACUCUGAGAUUCUGGAGCAGAGAGCUCACCGCGGAUCAGUGACCCGCCUCAAGCUCUUCAUCAGAGGGUCCAACGCCGCCUGACCCCAGACCUGGAGUCGCCCCCUAACCAACGUCAGAACCAAGAGAAACUGACUAAUCUGGAACCAGAGAGGAUCUGAUGGAGUUAAAACAUAUUUCCCAUCUUUAGCAGCUUUUCCUUUGUUUCGGAGGCGACUUUCUGCUGUUACAGGAAGCAUCAGACCAAGCAGGCGGGGAGCUGAUGAACCAGGAGACGGAUGUUCCAGGUUGCGUCGUUCACCGAGGAGCCAGAUGCUUUUUUUCUCUGCCCUUUUCUUCAAUAUUCCCCCUGAAUUAUUUCCAUCCCAGCAGCUCCUCUUUGUUUCUGUGUGCAGAGAGUUCAGAGUCGCUCCUGAUCAGAUUCUCCACCCAGCAUCCCAGUUUAUUUUUUCCAAGUGUGUCUCAUCCUUUUUUUCCCUGACUUUUUCGUGCGGCGUCUUCAAAUGAUUUGGUGGCCUACCUGAGAGGCAUCGGCUACCGGAGACGAUAAUAAUCUAAAACUGUAAAAAUAAUUUUUAAAAAAUCUAUGGAUUGUGUAUAGAUGCCUAGCUACAAAGGAAAAAGGAUGCGGAUGUUUUACGAGAGACAUGGAUCAAUCAUUGUGCGCACCCUGUGCUCACAAGUUGCCUCACUCCAGAGGAGCACUUUUCAUAUUUCCAAAAUGGAAAUUUAGUUUAGUUUAGUUUUUCGGUCGUUUGUUGUUGUUUUCAGUACAAAGAAAUGAAUGUUGGAUAGAAAGUAAUAAGGUCACGAUCAGUUGGGUUUUCAUCCUGGUUACAGAAUGACAUUGAUGUGGACUGAUCCUCAUGCAUCUCUCAUUGCUAUUUAUGUUUCACGCGUCGACCGCUGCACACAUCCUCAGUCAGUGUUUGUAACAAUUUGGUUAACGUGCUCUAAUCACUUUAACUCUAUUGAAGUUUGCAGGAUUUGUAGCGCCACGCUAACAUGCUGCUAUCAGACAGAUUCCUCUGAGGUGAACAUUAUAGCUGGAACUGCUCUGCUAGACAAUCUCCAUAUUUCAUACGUCUAUAUAUAUAUAAUUUAUAUAUAUAUAUUAGGGCUGCAACCAACAAAUUAUUUCACAAGUCGAUUAAUAAUUGGAUAGCAAAGGGUUCCUUUAAGAAGACUUAUGGCUUAUCAAAUUAAACAGGAUAAAAGUAAAACUUUUCUACUUGAGGAGUUCUGGAUAUUGACAGCCUAAACUUUUUUUUAAAUCCGAAAUUCUAAAUAUUUAUAUUAAUUUUUUUUUAUUUUGAUUUAAUUCCUGCUCUUAGUGGGUUGCUCUGUCAACUAAAGGCAUGUUUUAUAGUCUAUAUACUCCAAUUAAAGAUUAAUUGAUUAUUAAAUUAGUUGAUUAUUUCAACAAUUGAUUGAUCACAAAUGAUCAGAUUCAUUGUUUCAGCCCUAUUUUAUAUAUAUCUAUAUAUAUAUAUCUAUAUAUAUAUUCUCACACAUCCUCAGUGAAUGGGACAUGCAGUCUGCAGGCAGCUGAAGGUUGAACCGUUUUUAUUUCCACAUACCUGACAUUGUAAAUGUUUCCAUCAUGGCGUAGCGAUGCUUUGUGUUUUCUGUGCUGGAUGUUAGGGAAGACAAAGGAUUAUGGCAUUUUGUUUGCAGCCCCAAGUCAUGACUUGUACAAAUUCUGAGCAAGGUUUAUCUUUUUUUAUUUUUUUUUAACACCUCUUUGUUUGCAGGGUUUUUAGAGCCUCCUGUUAAUUAGGAUUUAGAAACGGUGUCUACGUAGGCAGCCCUGAUCUGUUCAAUCUUUGUCGCCCAGGUCUUUGCAGACUUGUCAGAUUGUCCCGCCCACCUGACUGAAACUGUCUUAAUCAUUCUGCUUAAUCAGUUUGCAGUCUCUCAGGUUUGUAGCUGUGUUCACUCUGUUUGCAGUAUUAUUCACGGUACAUAGUUACCCCCUCAUGCAUUAAGUUGUUUUGAAUGGGAUGUUCAAGCCGUUCUCAUAGAUUACUCUGAAGGGACAACGCUUCCUUAAGCCCCAUUUUAAUUCUCUACAAUCGUCCGACCCUAAUGAGACAGAAACACCUGAAAGAGGGAGUGUCUCACAUCAUUUUCCAUUUAAAUAGGAAAGUAUACGACCGCCUAUUGACUUUCUGGACAAAACUCUGCGAUUCUUAAACUUCCAGAUCUUCUGUCUCUCCUUCUUAGAAACUUGUGACCUGAAUCUUCAUACAGUCGGUUCAGAAAACAUCUCAAGGUUAUCUAUACAAGAGCCAAGGUCAACACAGGUUAAUACAAGGAACCUGUAUCGUUCCAUUAAUGGCUUUAAAAAUUUGUUGGAUCUAUUGGAUCAUUUGAUUCUAAGUUGGUCCGAAUUCAGUUAAUUUAAAUGCAGUUUAUUCAAAUCCGAUUAAAUAAGGUUUCUAUUGGCGUUCUCCACAACUCCAUAUUGAUUUUGAUCUUAAAAUGUAAUUUUGUUAAAAGUUAUCAUUGACUUCAAAGCAAUUCCUCCUCUGAAGCUAUUUUAUGGCUGCAGGUUCCUGUUUGUGUGAAGCGCUCCGUACGAAUCUCUGUACGGCCAAUUUUCUAGAAUAAUGGCAGCAGGUCCUUCUGUGGCUGUUUUAAGGAUGCAUUGAUAUAAACACAGUCAGAGUCUAUCUUCCAUUG
Molecule: messenger RNA, 5638 nt
Organism: Cyprinodon variegatus (sheepshead minnow)
Lineage: Eukaryota; Metazoa; Chordata; Actinopteri; Cyprinodontiformes; Cyprinodontidae
Gene: gatad2b
Product: GATA zinc finger domain containing 2B
Exons: 12
Coding region: 111-2384 (757 amino acids)
Biological process (GO): negative regulation of transcription by RNA polymerase II
Cellular component (GO): NuRD complex
Molecular function (GO): sequence-specific DNA binding
Source: RefSeq, a predicted model, not a curated record